GCAAGCACUUGAAGAAGAAAAAAGAAGAAGAAGAAGAAGAAGAAAAUGGCGCUACCCCUUCUUCGAAUUCCCAGUAGUAGUUGUUGUUCCAUUCCAUUUAUUAAUACAAAGCCACAAUAUCUUCCUUCUAAAACCCUCCGCAAGUCGACGGUGGCAGCAGCGACGGAGCUUCAAACGCCGGUGAGACUAACUGAAGCAAACGAUUACCGGUAUCCUAGUGGCGAUGCUCCAACGCAUAAGGUCACAGUUCACGAUAGACAACGAGGAGUUGUUCACGAAUUCCUCGUACCCGAGGACCAAUAUAUAUUACAUACUGCUGAGUCUCAGAAUAUUACCCUUCCAUUCGCCUGCAGGCAUGGUUGUUGUACUAGUUGCGCUGUUCGCAUAAAGAAUGGGAAGAUUAAACAGCCAGAGGCACUUGGGAUAUCUGCCGAAUUGAGAGAGCAGGGUUAUGCACUUCUUUGUGUGAGUUUCCCAUACUCUGAUCUUGAAGUAGAAACUCAAGAUGAAGAUGAGGUAUAUUGGCUUCAAUUUGGACGUUAUUUUGCAAGAGGACCAGUGGAAAGAGAUGACUACGCCUUGGAGUUGGCCAUGGGUGACGAGUAAGCAGUGCAGAAAAUCUUACAAGCAGCUUUGCAAAGAAUGCAAGUUUUGUCUCCUUUCCUUUUCUCAGUAGCACUGAUACUUCAUAUUGAAGAUAUGUAUGAGUAUCUGACAUGUGUGGGCGUUCGACACUCAUACGACACUGACACGUGUAAUUAUAUUCAACAAUUUUCAUUUACUCAAAUUAUGAAUAUGAUUAAUGUCUACAUGUUACUUGGUGUGUUCAGUGUCGGUAUCUUUACGUGUGUCUAUGCUUCAAAAAUCUUAUUCUCCCAUGUGUUUAUGUGUAUUUUCUAUGGUC
Messenger RNA from Medicago truncatula (barrel medic), 904 nucleotides. Its product is annotated as ferredoxin C 2, chloroplastic. Gene Ontology annotation, cellular component: chloroplast. NCBI's taxonomy places the organism in Eukaryota, Viridiplantae, Streptophyta, Magnoliopsida, Fabales, Fabaceae. Gene Ontology annotation, molecular function: 2 iron, 2 sulfur cluster binding; electron transfer activity. Gene Ontology annotation, biological process: electron transport chain. The coding region runs from base 46 to 606 and encodes 186 amino acids. The record is from RefSeq and is a predicted model, not a curated record. The transcript is spliced from 6 exons.